AUGACUGCCGAGGCACAGGCCGACAUCGACAAGCUCACGGCCAAGAAACGCGAGGCGCACGAGCGCAUGCAGCGGCUCAAGUACAGCGCCGAGGCGGGCGAGGAGCCGCCGCAAGUGGCGUCGCCCGAGCCUGCGGGCCGCACGCACGAGCGGCACCGGCACCGGCACGAGCGGCUGGCCAAGGUGCUCGUCGCGAUCAAGGCGGGGGUCGAGCAUCUCGCCGACCGUCUCGAUGGGGUCGACAUCGAGGAGGCGCGGCUGGCGCUCACAGAGGACAACAUGGUGGAGGUGCUCCACCAGUGCGAGAAGAAGCUGCGGCGGGUGAUUGACGCCAUUCGAGAGGAGGAGGAGGCGAUGGUGCGAGAGAUGGGUCAGUCCACUCUCAAGGCGCGGCCGGACAUGCCGUCGGAGCCGAUGGCCGCCAAUAAUUGCCGCAUUGGCGACGUGGAUGGCGAGGACGUCGAUUCGGAGGAGGAGUACGAGGAGGAUCUGGAAGAGGAGGUAUUUGACCGCGACGCUCUCAAAGAGCAGUCGCGAGGCAUGCUCGACAUGGCGAGCAAAAAGCGGACGAAGAAGAGGAGGGCCAACGGCAACUAG
This is a messenger RNA of Emiliania huxleyi CCMP1516, 597 nucleotides long. RefSeq lists its product as hypothetical. Gene Ontology annotation, biological process: cilium movement; outer dynein arm assembly. Lineage: Eukaryota; Haptophyta; Isochrysidales; Noelaerhabdaceae. The record is from RefSeq and is a predicted model, not a curated record. The coding region runs from base 1 to 597 and encodes 198 amino acids. The transcript has a single exon. Gene Ontology annotation, cellular component: cilium.